GCCUGCGGCGAGCAAGCGAGAAAAGGCUGACGAUGUCAGAGACCUGCCACCGCUUUCAUGACCCCAUGUUUAAGUCAUAGGCGUUGGCUUCGGCUUUUGAGUUCACUUUUUGAAGAACAAAUAUCAAAUUAUCACAUAUCCAUCCGUAAGUAAUUAGCUCAACAGCUUUGGCAAUUGGCCUCUUCACAAGUUAUUUGAUCUUCGAUCGACAUGGCCAUGGAGGCUAAACAUCUCCAAAGCUCCGCCUCUGGAGUGAUGAUAAAGUACGGAAGGUGAUUUCGGAAAAAAAGAAGAGUCAGCAAGUAAGGAAAGGAGUAGAAUCACCGUCGAUGAAGUUGUGUAGCGGGAUCGGUGAUGAUCGUGGUCCUGUAAUCAAGCGGUGGAAGUCUCAGCUAACAGCAGCUCAGCUGGCUGAGCUACAGCUACAAGUGAUGAUAUACAAGUACAUAGCGGCUGGCCUCCCUGUGCCUUCUGCACUUGUACUUCCCACUUGGAAUAGCGUGGCUUCAUCUUUUGGGUUCGUUAAUGGACUAAACCCCAGCUUUGUGGGUUUCAGUCCUCAGGCAUUUGAUUAUAGAAACAUGAUGGAUCCAGAACCAGGGAGGUGUAGAAGAACUGAUGGGAAGAAAUGGAGGUGUAAGAAGACUGUGGUUUCUGGUCAGAAAUAUUGUGAGCGGCACAUGCACAGAGGCUGUCAGCGUUCAAAAAUGACUCUGGAAGUCACAGCUUCUAAUGCAACACCACUAAACAACUCAAGCAAGACUUCACAGAAUUCAGGAACCAGUGGUUCCAGUCCAAUCCCUGCAACUCUCUCAAGUAACCAUAAAAACUAUGGCAUGGCCUGCAGUAAUGUUGAUGCCAAAACGACUGGUACAACGAAGGCUGCUUUUGUAGUUAGUUGCCCAAAAAGCAUUAACACGAGCUUGAAUCCUAGGGGCAUUGCUGGCUGCAUAAAUGCUACUGCAAUCAUGAUCACCAGCACUGUUCCCACGGACUCCACCAUCACCACAGCAACUGUGGGAACUAACAAGGGUGGAAGUAACAACAAUCACAAGACUAAAACUAUUGCUGAUAGGAAUGUCAAUUGUAGCAACAAUGUUAGUUUGAAGAAUCUAAUCGAUGGAGCCAACAACAGCAGAAACAUCACAAAUACCAAAGGCGUUGCAUAUCAAGGAUUGAACUUCUCACCAAAUAGUGUUCUUCAAGUUCAAAAUUGUGGCACCGCAUCCACAUGCUUGUACAGAAGUUACGUUGAUGUUGAACCAGGUAGGUGUAGAAGAACAGAUGGAAAGAAGUGGCGAUGCCGCAGAGACGUUGUGCCUAGUGAGAAGUAUUGCAAGAUGCAUAUGCAUAGAGGUGCAAAGAAGCGCGUGGAAGCUUCCCAAUCAUCUGCUCUUCUCAAUGCCAACCCUGAGAUUAUCUCCACUACUAGCAGUUGUCUACUCCCUACUGCAAUCUUUCCCAAGAAAGGGAGUAUAAACUUAAACACUAAUCUUUCUAUCUCAAUCACAGCAAAUCCUCAACUAGAUAAUACGACUGACACCAACAUCAGCAAUAACAGUGAAACCACCAUCAGCAACACCUUAAUCGCCUCCUGCGAAGAUGGAGACUUAUCUUCUUAGCUUGGUCUGUAUGUUUUAAGUGUUGUGUUCCUGAUCUAAUACAGAAACAUGUAACUGAUGAACAAUGAACCUCUUUUUCAUGUUUCUUUAUCAAGCGAGGAAAUAUGUGAAAAGAGAACAUCCUGGUGGGGGCGAUCUGACUUCUGUAACUAUGAGAAAGGCUAAAUGGUUAAGAGAAAUUGUGUUGGCCAGAAAAUCAAAACCUGGAUUUCGAAUCUCAAUGAAGAAAGGGCUUUUCCAUGCA
Molecule: messenger RNA, 1866 nt
Organism: Hevea brasiliensis (rubber tree)
Lineage: Eukaryota; Viridiplantae; Streptophyta; Magnoliopsida; Malpighiales; Euphorbiaceae
Product: growth-regulating factor 9
Exons: 4
Coding region: 330-1622 (430 amino acids)
Biological process (GO): DNA-templated transcription; developmental process; regulation of DNA-templated transcription
Cellular component (GO): nucleus
Molecular function (GO): ATP binding
Source: RefSeq, a predicted model, not a curated record